AUGGGUUCAGAACAGAGUUCAGAAGGACUUGACAAUCUCAGAAAUCUGGCGACGAGAUUGACCAGCAUUCAUGAUUCUAAUGCUGAAGAGUUUCAAAGAGCUCCUAUUGUGAUGGUUCCGGGAUUCUCGGGAUGGGGAACACCUCUUUUUGGUGCCGUCAAUUACUGGGGAGGAAUUGAAAACAUUCCCCAGAAAUUGGCGGAAGACGGUCACACAGUGAUUGUAACUCCAAUAGCACCCUUAUCUUCUAAUUGGGAACGUGCCUGUGAACUAUAUGCUCAACUUAUAUCUGGAAGAUUCUCCCGGUAUGACUUUAACACGGGUACAUUUAAUGAUGAUUCUGAGGGGAUCGAAGUGGACUACGGCGACAUAUUUCCCAAAAUACAUGGAUAUCAACGGAUUACAAAGAAGCGAAAACUCCCGAUUAUAUUCACAAAAGAUGACACAAUGAAAUCGGUGCGCUGGGUCUGGAGCGAAAAUAAGCCAGUUCACUUCAUUUGCCAUUCGCAAGGAGGAAAUACCGUCCGCUAUUUGCUCCACCUUAUGGAAUGUGGCUCGCAAAAUUUGACAGAUGCCAGUCGACAUGGACGUGGAUCUCCGGCGCACUCGAAGUACUUCAAUAAGGUUGGACGCAGUAAGUGGGCGAUUUCAGUGUCGACUAUUGGGACGCCGCACAGGGGCUCAACAAUCAUUGAUGCUAUUCAGGAUUGUUUCAAAGCAGCGACUCCUGAAGAAAAGACUAAGCUAAUUGGCCGCCUAUUCGCAACGCUCUCCUUCAGUGAUCCAGAAAACAGAUUCUAUGAUCUGCAACUUGAUCAUUGGGGAAUUAAGAGAGACACAACUGCAGCAGGAAGGGAAUCUUUCCCGCAAAUGCGAGCGAGACUGGAAUCUCCGAUAUAUAACGCUCCGGUGUACCGAUGGCUUCAUGAGGACCACAAUGGACUCUACGAUAAUACCAUUGCUGGGGUCAGAGAUUUGAACAAUUCAACUAUUCCCACCUCAGACAAUAUAUACUACUUCAGUCUGUCCUUCAGCUGCGUGAAGCCAUUUCCAAAAGGCUGGCCAAAAUGGACAUUAAAUUCGCUGAAGUAUUACCCGUUGCGUAUUCGUGAAGUUUCCAAGCCAAUACCAAUCUUCAAUGGUAUCGCUCGAUUAACGGACAAUGCCUUCACCUUUGCCGCAUAUUCUGCUGAGUCUAUAGUAACUCCGUUCCGCGAGGUUAUGUGCUGGGCUACGAACUAUAUUGUGAAUCCCUUUAUCCAGGAAGCCGGCUACAAAGUCAUAUUUCCUGGGCCACCGGAUUAUCUACCAGUACCGAGUGUCUUCCCGCCUAUGCUCCCAACUGCAUAUGCUAUGGGCUGCUACAAUUUAACUGAAUGCCAAGCUAACAUUCUGGGAAAUGAUACACACAACUGGAAGAUCAAUGAUGGCAUCGUUAAUACAGCUUCUAUGAAAGGCCCGCUCAAUCGAAAUGGUGAUCGACGUGGUAACAGUACCAAUGAACUAAUCGCAGAUGCAAGCCAAUUUCCUCACAGUUUAGAUGAAAUAAGAGCGGCCAGAGGAAAGUAUUGGCACUGUGGUACCACGACUGGUCUGGACCAUGCUGAUCAAAUUGGCAUUUUCAUUGAAGAAAACACAGUAAGACUCCAUUCAUAA
Molecule: messenger RNA, 1656 nt
Organism: Aspergillus welwitschiae
Lineage: Eukaryota; Fungi; Ascomycota; Eurotiomycetes; Eurotiales; Aspergillaceae
Product: esterase/lipase family protein
Exons: 4
Coding region: 1-1656 (551 amino acids)
Source: RefSeq, a predicted model, not a curated record